CAUUUUAGCCACCAUAAAAGGGUUUGAAAAAUAAAAAAAAAAGUGUUUCCGGUUGUCAAUGUACUGAGCCGAGCGAAGCAGAAUGGACACACUGGAACGGCUGGAACAGAUCGGUAUUUGUCAAUUGUUGCAUAGUGCUCUUGGCAAGCUGCAGCUUAUUGAUCUAAACCCGAUCAACGAGGAUCUUCUGGAUCCAACGGGUGCGUACUCUAUCAGGGAUCUAUUGGAGCAAAAUGUGUCGUAUCUGCAGAACUUUUACCAAAGCAUUGACGAGAAUGAAGUCGAUGAGAAUGGGUUUCAAAGGGCCAGUAUCACGGAUUCAAUGGAUAAGAAUGAUGAAAACCAAUUCAGCCAAUGGCAAUGUGCGAAGCAAUGCAUAGAAAUCAAAAAAAUGGAGGAAGAUUUGGCAAACUUGGAAUUAGCUUAUGAGAAACUUCAUCAGGAAAGACAUGAACGCAAACAACUGGAGAUCGCAUGCAACCGAUUCGUCAAAAAAUGGGAACAAGUACGACGGGAGCAGCUGGACCAGUCACUCACCAUUAGAUCGGACACAUUCAGCCGAGAAGUUUCCCUGCAAGAAUCAAGCUUAGAAUCUGGCUUACGGGCCGCGCACCAUAUAGACGAUUUCUACAACUGGCAACUUGCCAAGGUGGAAACCGAAAUAAACGAUUGGAUGGAGCGCUUCGAACGGGAAAGGGACGAAGUGGAUGCCCGCUGCCAAAAGGCCCGGGCACAGAUCCGACGAUGGAACGAAAUGAAACAAGAGAUGGAACUUUUGAGGAAGGAGAUGCUUCAGUUGGAACAGUUGGAAACCGAAUACCUUGAAAAUGCUGAACACAAAAGACUAUGCCAGAAGUAUGCUGUCAAGUUACAGGCUUGGUGGCGUGGUGUGAUGGUUCGCAGAGGAUUCGGUCCAUUUGGAACUGGUAAAAAGAAAAAGACAAAGGGAAAAAAGAAUACAGCAAAAGGUGGUAAGACAAAGUCCAAAACUCCAACAAAAAAGAACAAAAAAUAACUAUGUAAGAAUUAUGAAGAAUCCGCAGGGAAUAAUCAUUCUGCAUGAUGAAAAACGAUUUCGAUAAGUUUACAACGCCAAUAAAAGUACGACAUUUCGAUAAAUUGUUUAUCGCACCUCUGAACAGCCACUAAAGACCCAACAACAAAAAAUAAUACACCGCAUUUCAUACUGCUUAUAUGCGCGUUGAAACAACUGUCAGUUGCAGCAGCAGCCCUAAGCGCGGCAAAAAUCCUAUCCCUGUGCAGCAGCCCAGAUAAAUUGAUCAAUAAAUAAAAUAAAUGAAAAU
Armigeres subalbatus is the source of this 1304-nucleotide messenger RNA. Its product is annotated as dynein regulatory complex protein 9-like. The coding region runs from base 83 to 1015 and encodes 310 amino acids. Gene Ontology annotation, cellular component: motile cilium; cytoplasm. Lineage: Eukaryota; Metazoa; Arthropoda; Insecta; Diptera; Culicidae. The record is from RefSeq and is a predicted model, not a curated record. Gene Ontology annotation, biological process: cilium organization. Gene Ontology annotation, molecular function: protein binding. The transcript is spliced from 4 exons.